CCGGCGGUUCGCCCCCCCCUCCUCCUCCUCCUCCUCCUCGGCGCGGCUCCCCUUUAUCCCCCCCCCCAGCCCCGUGAGGGGAGCGCGGCGAGAGCGAGUGACCGCUGCCCCCUCAGGUAAGCUGAGGCCGAAAGGCGCUUGCAACUUGACAACUUCCCUCGCGGGAGGGGGAGGGGGAGGGGGGUGUUGCCCCCUCAGUGCCCCGGGAGGGUCGGAGGAACCCCUUCCUCCUCUCAGGGCGGGGUUCAAGGUGAAUCCUCCUCUUGCCCCCCCUUUUUCCAGCGCCCCCCCCCCUGAGGCUUAAGUGAAAUUGGGUGGGAGCAAAAGCCACCUUGCGGGUUGAAAGAAGGGGGGGAGAUGAGAGAGAGAGAGGAGGUGCCCCCCCCCAAGCGCUUCCUGAAGCUGGGGGGAGAGAGAGAGAGAGAGAGAGAGAGAGAGAGACCACCUUGAGGGCUAUUCUGAGGGGAAAUGGUGGGGGUGAAAGAGGAGACAGCCCCAAUAGCCUCUUAAGGAGGGGUAGGGGUGAAUAGGCCACCUUAAGGGCUGUUCUGAGGGGAUAUUGGGGGGGGGUGAGAGACAGAAGAGACCCCCCCCCAGCGCUCCCUGAGGCUGAGGGGGGGGAAGGGAGAGAGAGAGAGAGAGACCACCUUGAGGGCUACUCUGAGGGGGUGAAAGAAGAGACACCCCCAAUAGCCCAUUGAGGAGGGGUGGGGUGAAGAGGCCACCUUGCGGGCUGUCCUGAGGGGAUAUAGGGUGUGUGAGAGACAGAGGAGACCCCCCCCCCAAGCGCUCCUUGAGGCUGAAGGGGGAGAGAGAGAGAAAGACCACCUUCAGGGCUACUCUGAGGGGAAAUUGUGUGUGUGUGUGUGUGUGAAAGAAGAGACGCCCCUUGAAGUGGGGUGUGUGUGUGAAGAGACCACCUUGAGGGCUGUUCUGAGGGGAGAUGGGGUGUGUGAAAAAUGAGACACCCCCCCAGGGCUCCCUGAGGCUAAGGAGUGGGAGGCCACCUUGAGAGCUAUUCUGAGAGAUGGGGUGUGUGUGUGUGUGUGUGUGUGUGUGUGUGUGUGUGAAAGACACGAGAUGCGCCCCCUGAAGUGGGAGAAGGGGGGGCUAAAGAGGCCAACAUGAAGGCUAUUCUGAAAGGAGUUUGGGGGGUGAAAGAGGAGCCCCCCCUUCCAAACCGCAAGGGAGGGGGGGAAAGGCCACCUUUCGGGCUGUUCUGAAGGAAGAUGGGGUGAGAGAGAGAGAGAGAGAGAGAGAGAGAGAGAGAGCAGAUUCCCCCUCCCCAAUUCGUCCCCUGAGGUUGAUGGGGUGGGGAGAAGCCACCUUGAGGUCUGUUCUUGGAAUAUCCUGAAGGUUAGUGGUGAGGGGGGGAGAUGAGAGAGAGGAGAUGAUCCCCCUGCAAAUGGGGCAGGGGGCGUCCUCUACUCUCCUUUCGCCCCUGGACGCGCUGCCUUAUUUGGGGCUGGGGGGCCAAAGGGGUGGGAGGGCUGAGGGCCGGCAGAGGCUGACUGGCAGGGGGUUAACCCCCUCCUGCUGCUCCCCUCCCCCUCCCUCCCCACCUCCAAAAGGGGAAUUUUCCAGCUGGUAAUUUCUGCUGCGUCAACACCCAGCUGGAGGGAGCGAAGAGGAGGGAGACAAGGGGGCAUUUUCAUAGCAGCGCCACUUCACCAAAGAGGACCAUCCACCCCGGCUGGGCUGGACUGAUAAAAGAGAUAUUUAAUUUUUUUUUUUUUUAAAAAAACUUUUUAAAAACUAAGCAUUUGUGCAAGUUGGACCAAGAGUUACUCAAGUGAGAGAAGGGGAGAGGAUAGAGCGACACCAAACUGCUUGGGAGAAAAGAAAAGAAAAAGGGAAUGAGAGUGUGCAGACGUGGGAGUGCAAAUACUUUUAAAUGAAUCAUCAGAAGGAAGACAUGGAGAUUGCCUCCCAUUAUCAUCAUCUGCUUCAGGAACUCAACGAACAAAGGCAGCAUGGUAUCCUCUGCGAUGUUUGUAUUAUAGUGGAAGGAAAGAUUUUCAAGGCUCAUAAAAAUAUUUUGCUUGGGAGUAGUCGUUACUUCAAGACAUUGUAUUGCCAGGUGCAGAAGACCUCUGACCAAGCCACAGUCACUCAUUUGGAUAUUGUAACAGCACAGGGCUUUAAAGCAAUCAUUGACUUCAUGUACUCGGCACACCUUGCAUUGACCAGCAGGAAUGUUAUUGAGGUGAUGUCAGCUGCCAGCUAUCUUCAAAUGACUGAGAUUGUGCAAGCUUGCCACAAUUUCAUAAAGGCUGCUCUUGACAUAAGCAUAAAGUCUGAUGCAUCGGAUGACCUUAUUGAUUAUGAGUUUGGGGCUUCCUCUAGCAACAGUACGGAUGCUCUGAUUUCUGCUGUCGUAGCUGGGAGGAGCAUCUCUCCCUGGCUGGCUCGAAGGACAAGUCCGGCAAACUCUUCUGGAGAUUCAGCUAUUGCUAGCUGUCACGAAGGAGGAAGCACCUGUGGCAAAGAGGAUCAGGAGCCAAAAUCGGAUAGUCACGAGGACAUUUCAUCCCAGUCUCUUUGGUCUACGGAUUUGGCCUAUGGGACUUUGCGUGUCAAAGAAGAACAGAUCUCUCCUGCUCAUUAUGGAGUGAAUGAAUUACACUCUGCCAAAGACAGUGCAAUGCAAAAUGCUUUCUCAGAACAAGGAGCUACAGAUGGGUGGCAGCCUACAAGGCGUAGAAAGAAUAGAAAAAAUAAGGACACUGUGCGGCAUAUCACACAACAACUUGGAGAGGACAGCAGGACAACUUCACCAGUGCCACCCUUUCUGACUGCCCCUGUAUGGCCAUACAGUAAUCAAGAAGCAAGUGUGGAUUUGACAGGGGCAGAGCCCAACAAUUCUGACAACAGAAUAGAGAGAGUGGAUCUUUAUGCAAAGGUUGAUGAAGCACUCCUAGGAGGUGAUGUGAGUUAUCUCUCUCAGCCACUUACUCCAGAGAAAGAGGAUGCACUUCAGGCUCUAGCAGUUGCUAACUUGCGGGCAGCUCUUAUGAGCAAGAAUAGCUUAUUGUCCUUGAAAGCUGACAUGCUGGGAGAAGAGAGUUCUCUGCUCUUUGAAUAUUUACCCAGAGGCACACACUCAUUGUCUUGGGCUGGCACCCAGUUGAAUAAUUCCAGGGGCGAAUGUAAUGGCAAAAUGGAAGUACCACCUCCGCAGCUGGUUUCAUCACAGCUUGCCACUCAGAUCUCCACUCCCAUCAUUACCACAUCUGAUAAUGUAUCUCUAGAAACUCUUAAGAGAGUGUUAUCUUCAACUCAGAUCACUCAUGAUAGAUUUCUAGCAUUGUGGCGUUUAGAUGGCUUUCACACAGAUAUGAAUACUGCACAAUCUGAAGACAUGGACUUGGACCAUGAAGAUUUGUUUUUGGGUUUUCCAGGACCCAGGACACUGUGCUGUAUUUCCUGCAGGAAAUUUUUUAAAUGUUUGACAAAACUAAAGGGACAUUUCCAAGAACACACAUUCCCUAUGAUUAUUCCUCUUGAUAUGACUGACUAUCCUAGGCCCAACCUGACUGGUUCUUCUGAGCACAUGUCUCGUCACCUUGCCCGCUUCCAGUGUUCAAAAUGUCCCGCAAGCUUCACACUAAAGUCAAACAUGGAUCGGCAUGAAAAAACAACCCCUUUCAAUUGGAAGAAGAUGCAGUGCCCUCACGGCCUCAAAUUAUUUCGAGACAAAAUGGACUUAAAUCAGCAUUCUAUGUCUGUACACUCCAGCUAAUGUCUCUUCUUGUGGGAAGGGCUUUCUUUCGUACUUGGAAAAACCUGACUACUCAUAAGAAAGGUUGCUAUUUAAUUUCCACGCAGCCACCUGAAGAACGUCUACGACAGAAUAUUGAAAAUCAGGAAUAUGAUCUUAAACUAGGAAGUGGCAUGGAAUUCAGCUCUUCAGACCUUGAAAUACCUAACACCUCAUCUGGGUAGUGUACAGUAAAUGAGUCACAGUCAUCAGGAAGAAGUUCAAGUGUCCCUAUUGCAGCUUCUCAGCCAUGCACCAGUGCAUCUUGAAAAGGCAU
Messenger RNA from Thamnophis elegans (Western terrestrial garter snake), 4037 nucleotides. RefSeq names its product zinc finger and BTB domain containing 46 (gene ZBTB46). Gene Ontology annotation, biological process: regulation of transcription by RNA polymerase II. NCBI's taxonomy places the organism in Eukaryota, Metazoa, Chordata, Lepidosauria, Squamata, Natricidae. The transcript is spliced from 7 exons. Bases 1895 to 3742 code for a protein of 615 amino acids. Gene Ontology annotation, molecular function: RNA polymerase II cis-regulatory region sequence-specific DNA binding; protein binding; DNA-binding transcription factor activity, RNA polymerase II-specific. The record is from RefSeq and is a predicted model, not a curated record.